AUGAAGGCAGGAGGUAUUGAGCUUGGGGAGGGGGGGAAGAGUUCUACCUCAAGAAGUGGAGUGAACAAAGGUGUAUCUAUACUGGACUUUAUUUUCAGGAUACUGGCAUUUGUUGGUACCCUGGGGAGUGCAAUUGCCAUGGUGACUACAAACGAAACGCUACCUUUCUUUACGCGGUUUCUUCAGUUUAGGGCUGAGUAUGAUGACGUACCAACGUUCACGUUCUUUGUGGUUGCCAAUGCCAUUGUAAGCGGCUAUCUGCUGCUUUCUCUCCCUUUUUCAAUCUUCCACAUCGUAAGGAGCAGUGCACAAAGGACUAGGGUGAUCCUGAUCUUCUUUGACAUGGUGAUGCUGGCUCUUUUAACGGCAGGAGCUUCUGCAGCAGCAGCUAUUGUGUACUUAGCACAUAAGGGCAAUGCCAGGGUAAAUUGGCUUGCCAUCUGUCAGCAAUUCAACUCCUUCUGCCAGCGUACGUCUGGCUCUUUGAUUGGAUCCUUUGCAGGAAUCAUCCUCCUCGCACUGCUGAUUAUGUUAUCGGGCGUGGCCCUUGCUCGACGUCCUUAG
Theobroma umbraticum is the source of this 564-nucleotide messenger RNA. It is a transcript of the gene CASP5, whose product is annotated as casparian strip membrane protein 3. Lineage: Eukaryota; Viridiplantae; Streptophyta; Magnoliopsida; Malvales; Malvaceae. The record is from RefSeq and is a predicted model, not a curated record.